Molecule: messenger RNA, 1113 nt
Organism: Leptidea sinapis
Lineage: Eukaryota; Metazoa; Arthropoda; Insecta; Lepidoptera; Pieridae
Product: N(4)-(Beta-N-acetylglucosaminyl)-L-asparaginase-like
Exons: 6
Coding region: 54-1073 (339 amino acids)
Biological process (GO): protein deglycosylation
Cellular component (GO): lysosome
Molecular function (GO): N4-(beta-N-acetylglucosaminyl)-L-asparaginase activity
Source: RefSeq, a predicted model, not a curated record
AAUGAAUUUAAAUGUGAAAUUAAAAUUAAAAAUAUACUAAUCUAAAUUCGAAAAUGAGACUGUUAUUUAUAAUUUAUUACGCCAGUUUUAUUUCUACUGGCUAUAACAAAGCACACGACACACCACUCGUCCUGACUACUUGGAAUUUUGUAAAUGCAAGUAUUGGUGCAUGGACAGUAUUAAAUGAAGGAGGUUCUUCACUAGACGCAAUUGAGAGAGGUUGUUCAAUAUGUGAAAGCGAACAGUGUGAUGGCACGGUAGGUUUUGGUGGAAGUCCAGAUGAAAAUGGUGAAACUACACUUGAUGCAUUAUUAAUGGAUGGGCAAACAAUGAAUGUAGGUGCAGUGGCUUCUUUGAGGCGUAUCAAAAAUGCUAUAUCAGUGGCUAGACAUGUGUUAGAGCACACAAAACAUUCAAUCCUUGUAGGAGAUGCCUCUACUGAGUUUGCAUUGCAAAUGGGAUUCAUUGAGGAAUCUCUAACAACUCGGGUUUCAAAGAAGAGUUGGACAGAAUGGCACAAUAAUAACCAUUGUCAGCCUAACUUUUGGGUGGAUGUCACUCCAGAUCCGAGGCAAUACUGCGGCCCAUAUGAACCCAGCAAAAUUAUCUUGAAACACAGAUCCAGCCCUGCUAAAGGUGAUCGGUACAAUCAUGACACUAUUGGCAUGGUAGCAAUAGACAAAAGUGGACAUAUGGCAGCUGGUACAUCAACAAAUGGUGCUAAAUUUAAAAUACCUGGGAGAGUUGGAGAUUCACCUAUCCCAGGUUCUGGCGCCUAUGUCGACGCUAAUGUAGGAGGUGCUACAGCGACCGGGGAUGGUGACGUCAUGCUACGAUUUUUACCAAGUUUUUUGGCUGUAGAAGAAAUGAGACGCGGAAUACCACCAAAAGAAGCAGCAGAAGCAGCUAUUGCAAGAAUAGCAGAAUAUUAUCCUAACUUUAUGGGAGCUGUGAUUGCAUUGAGAAAGGAUGGAGUAUAUGGCGCGGCGUGUCACGGCUUAGGAGAUCAACCAUUUCCAUUUGUUAUCCAAUCUUCACCUGUUCAUACAAUAAAAUAUGUACAUUGCAUAUAAUGUUAAUAAAGAGUCUAUAUGUAUGUAUAUAAUUUGUUAA